Paramacrobiotus metropolitanus is the source of this 2810-nucleotide messenger RNA. RefSeq lists its product as uncharacterized. The record is from RefSeq and is a predicted model, not a curated record. The transcript has 14 exons. Gene Ontology annotation, biological process: mRNA catabolic process. Gene Ontology annotation, cellular component: exosome (RNase complex); P-body. Bases 208 to 2511 code for a protein of 767 amino acids. Gene Ontology annotation, molecular function: 3'-5'-RNA exonuclease activity; RNA binding. NCBI's taxonomy places the organism in Eukaryota, Metazoa, Tardigrada, Eutardigrada, Parachela, Macrobiotidae.
AUCACAUUACUUCUAAGUGGCCUCUUCUACAGUUUCUGUUUUGAUUUCAUACUUUGUAUUUCCGUCGUCGUUCUUAUUUGAUACUGUGCAAUUUCACCAGAUUCCGCUCUGUGCUACCGAUUUCAAAACCGGCACCGCGAUCAUUUGUCAGCGCUGCAAAUAUUUAACCAACAAGGAAUAUUUUUAACUGUGAUUUAAAACGAAAUUAUGUCUCAGCGCCCUGAAAUUUCUUUUGUGAACCAACAAGUAGAGGGAACUUUGGAGGUGACAAAGAAUCGAGCGUAUUUUCGAGGGCAAGGUUAUACGAUAGAUAGCAUCACGAAGAGAAGGAUAAAGGAAGAUGUGGUGAUACUGGGUGACUUCAGCAACUACGCUGCGCAUGGUGACCGCGUUCUAGUGGUUAUUCAAGAUCCGAGAAGUUUUCUUCCCAAACUGAAUUUCUACUGGGACGACCUAAGCAGGACAAUUGGGAUUGAAAGUCUGGGGACCGCUUUCGAGAAGCGAGAAAUUAUGGCCUUGCUCAAGAGACCGUAUUCGCAGCUCUUACAACAAGAGCAAAACCGAAACCGAACAAAAAACAGAAUAGUACAGAAUGUUCAACAGAAGUGGAUGGAGAUUAUUCAGUAUCGGUGCAAUUUAAAUGCAUUUCCGGAAUACAUGUUUCAAAAGGUCGGAGAGAUUGUCGACGUAAUACAACGCGGGUCGGAAGAUGAUUUUCAGUAUGCUGUCGGUCAGCUGCGGAAUUUAAAAAUAAGGAAACCAGAUUAUUAUAAACUGGAGCGAACUUGCUUUUCUACGCCGCGGAAAGAGGAAGAUAUACACCGCGACGUGAUCGAACCAGAUCUGUUAAAGCAUAUCAAAAAAUCGCUGGUUUUUGUGGAGUUGCGAAUACAACACGGCAUACAACAUUGCCGUAUCACUGAUUUGGGUCAUAGCGAUGAUUUUCAAACUUGGAAGAUGGCUAUCAUGCUGGAAAACAACAUAAGUACAGAAAUCUUCGAUUACUCGGAGCCCGAACCACUGGAUCCAUUCAUCGAUACUGACCGCCUGGAUCUGACGAAUCUGUUGACUUUCACCAUCGACCCGCCAAACGCCGCCGACAAUUAUGAUGCUGUCUCAUGCGAGCUACGAAACGGAAUUUAUCGUGUGGGUGUCCAUAUUGCUGAUGUCAGUGCUUACAUCGCAAAAAAAUCUGAGCUGGAUCGGGAUGCUUCGGCUCGGGGCACGACUGUAUACCUGCAAAACGAAACGGUACCCAUGCUGCCGGCAGAAUUGGUGGAAAAGUGCUUGCUUCUUGCCGGAAAGGACCGACGCACGAUAUCGAUCAUUUUCGAUAUCACAUCAAACGGAAGAAUAAUAAAGCAAUCAGGGUUUUUCAAGUCGCGAAUUCGUAGUCGUGCAGAUUUGACGUACGAGGACGCGCAGGAUAUUAUCGAUGGAAAAAUAUGGCAAAAUGACAUGCAACUUACAAGAAGCGUCCGCAACUUGAAAACCAUUACCCCUGUUCUAAGACACAUUCGAUGGGAAAAAGAUCAGCCUAUAAGCAUGGGUGAAUGUAAACCAGUGCAACUGUGGGACUUUCGGCCGACUGAGGAAACAAAAACGGAAAUGAAACAGAAACUCCAGUAUGAUAGCCAAGAAAUAAUAGCAGAACUGGCCUUACUGACCAAUCGCACGGCGGCAGAGAAGAUUUUCAAGAAAUACCCCAAUCAAUGUUUGCUGCGACGCCAUGGGGAACCGUUUACUGAUGCACUGCAGCUCGCUGCCAAAAACUGCGGAUUUGAUAACGUUCAUACUCCGCUGUCUCGAGGCGACAUUCGCCCCUUGUUAGAGCAGUGUCGGUCUCAUCCAAUCAGCGAAGCGGCACUCAAAGCCAUGGUCGUCAAAGCGAUGCAGAGUGCUCAGUAUGUGAAUCCCGCAGAUGAGGACAGCUUCCAUUACGCCCUCGGUAUGGAACAUUAUACGCAUAUGACGUCUCCUAUUCGUCGGUAUGCCGACAUUGUUGUUCACCGUAUGCUGCUUGGUCAAGAGUACAGUCGUCAUGAGCUCCAGCUCAUUAUUGACCGUUGUAACAACCGCAAGGAUGCCGCAAAAUGCUCUGCCAAUGAUAACUGGAACCUUUACAUGGGGGACUAUAUUAAAAACAAUCCCGCCUUCGCCCAGCAAUCGCAUCGGGCAGUGAUAACCGGCAUCCUUCCGGCUGAGUUUGCCAUGGAGGUGUUUGUCAUUGAUUAUGCAAUACGUAAGAAGACAUAUGUGUCAUCCAGAAAAGAUAAGCGCAUAGCCAACUGUUUGCAUGCGCUGUCUGCCGAUAAUGGUGGUCCAAGGUGGAAUCAGUUUAUUAUUACGUGGAAGAAAGACGACCAAUCGGAAGUACCACCAGAACGAGCAUCUGAGGAAAACAAUGCAGAAACUCUGGAAGUGUGGGACGUGGUGAGUGUCAAAUUCGAGGCAUCCACUGGGAUCGAUCCCCGCGAAUUCUCGGUUGUUUUCGCCGGCAAGGGAACCUAGUACAACAUCAAGAAUAAUGUAACUUCCCAAAAGCCAUUCCUUACAGUUCGUGCCAUGCCUAUGCAUCGAUUCAGUGGUCCGGAAAUUCCAGUGCUUGGCUUCCUUAGCACCUACGCCAAUGAUUGCAUGUAAUCUGAUUUCUACUGGCUUAAUGCAGAUUUGAUAUGCUGCUACCGAUUCGAAUCGAAUUCAUUUUGUUACUCGUGCAAUUUCAGGGUUUUAGACAACUAAAAUACAGUGUUAGAAUAUCUUUGUUUGCAGCGUUUACGUGACCAUAUAUUUGCUUCUACAACCGCCUA